This is a messenger RNA of Salvia splendens (bonfire salvia), 1269 nucleotides long. RefSeq names its product putative aminoacrylate hydrolase RutD. Lineage: Eukaryota; Viridiplantae; Streptophyta; Magnoliopsida; Lamiales; Lamiaceae. The record is from RefSeq and is a predicted model, not a curated record. The coding region runs from base 250 to 1176 and encodes 308 amino acids. The transcript has 4 exons.
GAUAUUUUUUCAUGAGAUACCGGAAUUAUGUAACCUGCAUCAUCGAGAUAUAAAAUGGCCAAUAGAUUAAAUGAAAAUAUGCACUGACAAUCUGCCCCCAACCAUACUCCAUCAAUAGCUCAUUAAUGAUUCUGCAAUUCUUAAACUUAUCAUGUUUAUCAUACUUAAAAUAGCAGCCAGCAUAAGUGAUUGUAAAUUUGUCAGAGUAGUCUCUCUCUGUCACUCUAGAUCUCUCUCCAUUCACAAGAAAUGGUGAACCUCGUCGCCGCCAUAAUGCCGCUGUUACACUGCCUCGUGAAGAUGGCCGGAAUAUCCCCUCACGCCGUCGAAAUCGAGCCGGGCACCGUCAUGAACAUUUGGGCCACACCAAAAAACAGAACGCGCAACGACAAAACCAGCGCUCGCGUUAAACGAGCUGUUGUACUCGUCCAUGGCUUCGCGGGCAGCGGCAUCAUAACGUGGCUGUUCCAGGUUUUAUCUCUGAGGAAGAAGUACGCGGUCUACGUGCCCGACCUCCUCUUCUUCGGCGGCUCCUCCACCACCAGGCCGGAGCGGUCGCCGGCGCUCCAUGCGGAGUGCCUCGCGAAGGGGCUGAGGAAGCUGGGAGUGGAGAGGUGCACGGUGGUGGGAUUCAGCUACGGCGGCAUUGUGGCGUUCAAGAUGGCGGAGAUGCAGCCGGAGCUGGUGGAGGUCGUGGUGGUUAGUGGGUCAGUGGCGGAGCUGAGUGAAUCGGUUAGCGGAGAUGUGCUUCGUAGGCUCGGGUUUUCGUCGUUGUCGGAGAUGCUGCUGCCGGAAUCUGUUGAGGGGUGUAAGGCUCUUUUGAGAAUCAGCAUGCAUAAGAAGCUCUCCUUUCCCAAUCGUCUCUACAAAGACUUUCUUGAGGUGAUGUUUGUAAAUACAAAGGAAAAGGCCGAGCUGCUCGAGGCUCUCAUAGUUCUUGAUAAAGAUGCAAAAAUCCCCAAACUCUCUCGGAAAAUACAUUUGUUGUGGGGUGAGGAGGAUCAGAUAUUCAAGCAAGAACUUGCUCAACACAUGAAAGAGGUGGUAGGAGAUAACGCAACGUAUGAAAGCAUCAAGAAAGGAGGUCACUUAGUUCAUCUUGAAAGGCCCUUUUUCUACAACAAAUGUCUCAACCACUUCCUUGCUUCCUUGCCACCACCACAUUCAUCCCAAUAAACGCACGCAUAGUUAUGUUUGAAAUUCCUACUGUUUAAACUUGCUUCUCCUGAUUUUAUUGCUCUUCCUAUCUAUCCACUGUUAAAUGCUUCA